This is a messenger RNA of Cydia strobilella, 7623 nucleotides long. It is a transcript of the gene nsl1, whose product is annotated as KAT8 regulatory NSL complex subunit 1. Lineage: Eukaryota; Metazoa; Arthropoda; Insecta; Lepidoptera; Tortricidae. The coding region runs from base 814 to 3147 and encodes 777 amino acids. Gene Ontology annotation, molecular function: histone acetyltransferase binding. Gene Ontology annotation, cellular component: NSL complex. The record is from RefSeq and is a predicted model, not a curated record. The transcript is spliced from 12 exons.
AAGACAACUAACUGCCUCUUUAAAUUACGAUAAAACUUUUAUGUUAGACAUGCUUCUGAAACCAAUUGUAAAUUAAUUUAAAGCAUUUAUAAUUAUCAUACGUUAUCAUUAGUUCAUGCGACCUACUUUAUAGGUUUUAUUGGAUUUGAUUUGACUUUACCGCGCAAGUACUAGACCCAAGGACGGACUAGCCAUCUCUUUUUCACAAGUCUGUCUUUGUACGCUCACCGUGGCGUACGUUUCGUCACUGGAAUACGAGGCGGAUCGGAUUGUUUUCUGUCCUCAUUCCGCCAUUAUUAUUUAAAAAUUCAUCAUUGUUGUUUUAUUUUCGUGCUCGGUGUUAUUCAUUCAACGGCAGAAAGUGAUGUUAUCGUGUGCCUGUUUCCCGCUAAAGUGUUGAAGUGUUACGUUUCCUGUUCGAUUAUCAUACCGCUCGGAUAGAAACAAGCAACUGCGAUCAGCUAGCCCACUCUUUAUCACGUGGGUCAAAAUUCAAAUUUUAGAGCUGUCUGAAGUUUUUGUCGUGUAUGAGUACCUAUGACGCUUGGUAUCGAUUUUGCAUUGGCUACCUACACCUAGAAAAACCGGCUUAUCGCAUCUAAACGUUGUGUAUUUCAGGAGCGCGCCGGUCGGGCUGCUCGUUGCGGCCGGGGAACGGUGGAACUGACGGGAAAGAAUGGUCAGAUCGGAUUGUGCAGUGUAAUGAAGUGAUUGUGUUGAAGUGUUAACUGUGGUAACGGGAAAUUCAGGAUUACAUAAGGACGUUAAUUAUGGGCGAGCAUAACGAGAGAUCGUAGCCGGGCGUCGCGGGUCAUGGCCCCGGGUCCCCGGCCACCCGCCGCCAUGGACGUCCCGGAGCCGCCGUGCGCGCCGCCAGAGCCUCCCGACCUGCUCGAGCUCUCAGAUCUGACCCUCUCGCUCUCGCAGUGUGAUCGAGCACUCGCAUCAAGCUCUGAUCUUGCCACGAUGGACGACGACGACGACGAUAUGGGGAUUCAGGAGCAGCCUAAUCUCGCCAAAGACUCCCAAGAAAUGGAACAGAUCCUCAAUGAUCUCAAUAACACUGACCUGGGACAAGCAGACCUUCUCCAAGCUAUCAAAACGUUAGAAACAGGUGAUGUACUUUCAACCGGAGAUGCUGACUCCAUAUUUCCCCUAUCUGGCUUUGAUAUGGCUGAACCGGCAGAUUCAGAGGGUGAUGCACACACAACAGAAGAGAAAAUUAAAGCAACACAGCUUCAGCUGGAGCAAAGAUGUGCAUUUUUACUAAGAAGAAUGAGGAUGUUGCAAGCCAGAACAUUAGGCAAAAGAGUGUCGGAAGAGGUGGCUCAUACAUUUGACAAAGCUAUGAGAGGAGCCCGUAAAGAUGGUGUGGGGAGACCAAUGGGUCUUAAGGCAUUUCUAAAGAAAGUUGAGACAACAGCAGCUUUGCAAGCGAGUGCCUCCUCUCGGUCUACUUCAGUACUUGGUCCUAAAUACUACAGAGCUGGAACCUCUAAAGGUGAUGCAUCAAAAUCAGCAUCAAUUGCGAUUCCUUCAGGGACAUUGGCAGGUCUAGAGGACACGGCAGGGGCGCUGCGAUCUCAUGUGUCGGCUGUAAAGCAUGCGCUGGAUUCUGAUGCCACAGCAUCUUCAUCGGGGGCAGAGAGCAAUGAUGAGGCAGUGAUCUACAACAAUCCCCAUCAACAGCACGUGCCCAUUGAGAAACGUGCGCUGUGGUCGUACCAACGCGCCCGCGCUUCCAUCGCCACGCGCUGGUGCUGGCUCCAGGCCCAGGUCCAGGAGUUAGAAUACAAGAUACGGCAACACACGGAUUUGCACAAACAGGUCCGCGAAGCCAAAGGCCCCGUCCAAUUCGAAGGAGAACCGGCACAGCCGUCCGCCUACGAGGGCCUCUUGCCCGGCGCCACCCUCGCCGACGACGACCCAGCUACCGAGACCUGUGCACGUCAUCGGCCGCUCCGUCGAGACACCUUCAAGAAGAGGAAACUGCUGCAGAUGCAUAACCUGCAUAUAGCCACCAACAAGGCUGCCAAGCCUGCUGAUGUCCAUUGCAGCUGCGAGCACGGGCUGGAGAGCUGCUGCGUUUGCACAGGGCGGGCCUCGCCUACACAACCACCGUCUGAAGGCCUCGCGAGGCUUGACCCUGGCUACCAUCCUGUGCUUAGCAACUUUAAGGAUAUUUCCCUCGGGCUGCACGUGGGCGCUCUAACCUCCGCGCGCUGGUUCCGCGCACGCGCAGCCGGCGCACGGCGCGGCGCGCACCACGCGGCGCCCUCCGCCCCCCUCUCCCCCUCCCCCUCCCCCUCCCACUCCCACUCCCACUCCGCCUCCGCGCGGCUAGAGCGCACGCCGCCCAAGCCGCGCCGCCCUACCAGAUUGAAAAGAGGCAGACCACCUUUAUCAAGAAGAAUGAAAGAAAGAAAACAAUCUGAGGAAAAUGUAACUUCUACUCAUGAAAGAUGGCGCUCGCGCGGCAGCACGGAGGCGCGCGCGCGCGCGGCGUCGUUCGACAUCGACAACAUCGUGAUCCCGCAGUCCGUGGCCGCCGCCACGCGCCCGCAGAUACUCACCUACAAGGAGAUCGUCACGCCUAAGUGGCGAGUUAUGGAGAUGUCGGAUGUGCGGCUCAACAAUGGUGUUUCUAAGAUAAGGCGGUUGUCAUUAGAGAGCGAGGAGGAGGACAUAUCGGAGGCGGCGGUGCGCGCGCGGCACCUGCGCAGCGAGGCGCGCGAGCGCGGCCGCUACCUGGGCGCGCGCCGCGGCCGCCGCUCCGCCCUCGCGCCCGAGCCCGCGCCCGCCCCACCGCCCGCCCCCGCCCCACCGCCGCAGCCCGCGCUAGAGCCCCAGCCGCAGCCCGCGCUAGAGCCCCACGAGACAGUGCGACCGUACUCCCCGCGCCGCUUCCCCCUCCCCGAGCACACGUACUCGGACAUGCUGGCGAGCAUGCCGCACGGCUACCGGCCCGCGUCGCCCUCCUCCCCGCCCUCCCCUCCCUCCGCCGCGGGGGAGGCGGGGGAGGAGUCGACCGGCGACAGCCCGCUGUCCCCGCUGUCGCCGACGCCCUACGAGGGCGACGACCCCGACGACGUCGAGUGGGACCCCAGCCAGGAGAAGGUGGAGAAGAGAAAGACCACGUUCAGGUGAAAACGGCAGUGAACGAUUUUGGUACUGUUAGACGCCACUUAUAACGUGUUCCAGUGUUACUCAUAAGCUGUACAGGUCCAUUCACCAGAGCUGGGAUGAAUGAGUAAAUGAAAAUAAAUAUCUAUGUGUGUAUCACAUCAACCAAUAAAAUGGCGGCUACAUAGAUGGUAGGAUCCUAACAUCCAUCAUCAUGCUAUACGCGGGGGCGCCCGUGUGGGACAGAACAUACGUAACUCGGUGACAACAUACCAAAAAAAAAACAACCUACGCAAUUUGGUCGAGUUAUUUGUUGCCCGCCAUAAACCAUACUGUACACCGAUACAGGUGUCACUCAUACAAAUUCCAUUCGUGCCAGCUUUCGUGAAUCAACCUGUGCCAUUAGGAUAACAAACAUUUUCUAACUCUACGAAAACAGAAAUAUCCAUUCUAAUAGUAAUAGAACUACAAGCUAUAAUUGCGAUCGACUUAGACCUUGGUUUGGUUGGGAGUGGUUAGCUUCCUUGUCGAAUGUCAACGUAAAACCAGAAUCAGACGUAAGUGCAACAUGCAAUGCAGAUACAACAGCAUAGAAAGGCACGAUAACAAUAAUAACAUUGCCUCUGAAUUAAUAAUUUGGAAGGAACUUGCAAUAUUUUCUCACUGGUGGAAGCCUGUCUUAAAUUUAGCAACCUCUCUCAUGUAAAAUAUCUCCGAAACCAGUUUCCUUUCGAUUUAAAGACAUUUUAAAGGAGUUUUAUAGCUAGUAAACUUCAACAGCCGGGUCCACACAUAGCGAGCAUACGCGCGAGGCAAUUUCCUCGCGCACAAAACGGCCAGUGUAGACGUGCCUCCGCCGAGGCGCGCGUGUUGUAUCAACAUUUUUAGACUUGCCUCGCGCGUGCCGCCUCGGCCAAGGCACGUCUACACUGGCCGUUUUGUGCGCGAGGAAAUUGCCUCGCGCGUAUGCUCGCUUUGUGUGGACCCGGCUAACAAAGCACAGACAGACCUAGAAGGCUGGAAUUUGUCCAAAAAUAGUCCAAUGUACACAAUGUAUGAUGUAAAUGAAUAAGUUAAAAUUUUAAUAGAGAAAUACAUAAUAAUAAUAAUACAUUGUACAGUUUGCACAGGGUUGAUGGUUGUCUAUCUUAAUUACUAUAGCGUUCACAUUUUGAUGUGAUGUACGUCUUACAAUUACACCAAAUUAGAAUAAUUCUCAGGACAAUAUAAUGUGUAUAGAGUUCUCUGCAAAUACUGAAUAGUUUACCGUAAUAUUACGGGCCAUUUUAAAAUCUGUUGCGAAUCUAUUAAAAAUACUAGCCUCCCAGUGAAAAAAAAAAAACUUUAUAUUAAGUAUAAAGAAACACAUUUAGUACUAAAAGUUCAGACAUCAAUUCAAAAUAGUAUUAGCAAAAGCUAUAUUAUUUUUGUAAUAAAAAAAAUCUGCAACGAAUUUUAAAAGGGCCCUUAUUCCUCAUUGAGUAAUAAAGAAUUAAUGUUGGUAGUUUCAUAAAACUGUUUGGCUUCAUUUAAAUUGUUUAAAAAUUGUUUUGGCUUGUUCUAAUAUUUUUACAUAAGUUUGGUAAAUCACUAUAGAUAAUUUUAAGAGUUGUUGCUUAGGGUAUCGAUUGUAAGUAUUGUUGUUUUAAAUCCAAACUUAAAAGCUUUAUUCACUGUAAGAUAUAUCGAUAAUUGUAAAAUUGUAUAGAUUUCGUUUGAGUCGAUUUCACAACGGAACCAAUUGUGAGGCCAUUUGGUGCACCCCUCGUCCUCUUACAUUCCUUACCGAGUUAAAAAUACUAUUCAGAUGUAUUUGUUGGGUGCUUUUUAAAAAAACCGUGUUUAACCCUCUGCAACUGUGGUGACUUUUUUAGAGAGACUACUGAUGUGGAGUCUAUCAGACGUCAUUUUCGAUAAUUCAUUAAAAAUAAACUAAUGGUAAAAUGGUAACUAUUGUUUUAGUUAUCGAUCAUUCUAUUAAUAAUUUAAUAAAUUAAAUUGAAAAAUGGGUUUAAAAUAAAAUACAUAAGAAAUAUAUAAUAAACUUUAAUGAGAUCACAGUUUCUUACAAUUUGUACUUAGGCUCACAAAAAAAUUAUAAAAAAACUAAACAAUCAACAACUUUUAGUAAAUUCAAUAAUUUUCCUACUUUUUAACAUUGCAUUUAUACCUGAAAGAAAAAUUGAGAAAAUCUGAAGACAGUAUAAGGCAAUAAUCAGUCCUGAAGUUGGCACUUAUUUUAAAGGGUUACCCUCGAUCAGCCAUCUAAAAUAUAAUUAUUUAUGUGGUUAGGUAUCUCAGACACUAUAGAAACAUUAAUGUUUUUGUGAGGUGACGUCUGACCGAUACUAUAGUACAAUUAAUAUUUUUAUGUGGUGACGUCUGAUAGACACUAUUCACACUAUGGACAAGUACAUAAUUUUAUGAGGUGAGGUAUGUCAGACCCAGGACUUAUUGCUGUACUCACGUCUGUGGGACACCCACAGCUCAUAUCUCCCGGUGUGUACACCGCGUCGCCACUCGGGCAUCACUGUCCGAUGCCGCGAGUCGUUUUAGGAAGGUAAUGAGCGAGACAGGGCUAUAUCGCGCCGUACGCCGACAUACCAACAAAAAGUAUUUGGCGGUGUCUGACAGACCGCACAUCAGCCGCAGAGGGUUAAGAAAAUUUUGUUCUUGAUAAUACACAGUUGUGGUCUAACGGCCGUAUAUGCCCUUUUUUAAAUAGCUGUAAAUAGUUGAAGGGCAUAACUGUAACCUGCUGCGUUUUCUUAAGACUUAUCAGAACGCAGGGACUGUCAGGACUACUGUGGUGUGUUUCUGUAUUAGAUGUUACCAUAGACAAUUGAAUUAAUAGACUUGCGCAUUCUAAAUAAAAUUCGUCGAGCUAGAAUAGUAGUUUCACUAGUAAGCACUGAUAUUUGGAAGUGACUGUAUUGUCAGUCAUUUUUGUUGGAUUUCGCAAGUUCUAUUUCUAUUUCAAUUGUCUUUGAUGUUACGGAACUUGGGUUCCAUAGUUAAGCUAGUGUUAGCCUGCCCGUUUGCCGCUAAGCGAUAUGUAAAUAUUACGAUAUAAACAGGGCACUGAAUAGUAACUAAUAGACUGGCUACAAAUUAAUUAUUUGAAUCUCUAAAAGAGAGUACUUUCUGUAUCAAAAUUCCUUAACAUACAAGAAAAUGUGAUAACAUUGGAGAUUGCAUGGUGUGUGUUGUUGAUUCUGCGUGACCCAGGUGGAUAUAGAAGGAGUAUUGUUUUUUAUUGUAUUCUCUAAAUUGCUCAUAUACCUAGUUAUUAACUUAUUAUCUUGUAACAUGUACCUGUUCAUUGUGCAAGCUACAAUUUUACAAGUAUGAAACGCGGCAAUAGUAGUCAAUGUGUGUAUAUCUCAUAAUUACUGCCGAUUUUGACCUGUAGAAUUUUAAGUUUGAGCUUUCUAAAUAGGCCAGGAAAUGAAUGCUCAAAAAAAGUUAUAGAGGGAAAUGCUUGGAACACAAUUUUUGACUUCGCAGCUUUGUUUGGACUAGUUAGUAGGUGAAAAUAUCAAAAGUCCCCGGCUUAGCUUGAUAUCAUCUUACACUCCCCAUUAGGGGUGUGAGGAGGCCAUUUCUGGGCUUAGCCCAAUUUGACUGCAUCUAUCGCGGACUGUAGCCCCCGGCCGUAGCUACGUAGUCAUAAAUUGUGUUCCCGGCAUUUCCCUCUAUACCUUCUUAUUGCUUAGCCUAAAACCCCCACUAUGAGUAAUAUUAGUACAUGUUACCAUAGAGUAACUUAUACUAGAGCGGUACUGUCAUAGUAAAUUUUGUAAUCCCAGUAAAUUCACUGCCAUCUGUUGACACACUUUAAAACUAAAAAUGAAGAUUUAUAAAAAUACGAUAAAAUGUAUUUAAAUAUGGAUAAAUAAUAUAUUUUUUAUUUGCAUUAGUUAUUUUUAUGAUUUUGACCCAUGUUCUUUCACUGAUAUGCGUUAAAAUUGUUAAAUAACAAACGAAACCGUCAACGCCGUCUAUACGACAGAAGGCCAAAGCUAGUAGCGCCCUCUGAUCGAGAAUCAAAUUUUCUUGAUUUUCGAGGCACGUUUUUUCCUUAGACUGUAUCCACCUAUUACAGUUAUAUCUAUCUUUGAUGUUACGGUCGUUGAAAAUCAAACAGUCCUUCUAUUCCAUCUCAGUGUAAAAUAGUAAAAAAAUGCAUUUGCUUGUGUCAUAACUUUUAAAUUGGAAUGUUAGUAAAUUAAUGAAUUGUAGGCCGAGUCCGGACAUUCAAAUUGGUUAUACAACUAUUAUGUAUACAAGAUGUAUUGGUUAUUUUGAUUUGCAUUGUGUUUAUAUUGAUCCGGACUGGGUAUCGAGUGAUUGGAUGUUCGGUUGCAAUGGAAGCCAAAGCCUUCUUGUUAGUAGUUAAGUGUAGGUUUAAGGGACGUCUCCAUUCGAGACGAGAUGCGCUUGAGAAAUACAAAAUGUCUUGUAUAGUAUGAAAAAUAAAUGUUAAAUAUUCACGAGUCA